Molecule: messenger RNA, 1053 nt
Organism: Formica exsecta
Lineage: Eukaryota; Metazoa; Arthropoda; Insecta; Hymenoptera; Formicidae
Exons: 4
Coding region: 1-432 (143 amino acids)
Source: RefSeq, a predicted model, not a curated record
AUGGCGGUUAGCAUACGUAGUUGCUACACGUUCAAUGUGGAAGAUAAGAUAAGCUUACAGGAUUGUAAUACAAGCGAUAAAGGCCGACAAUCCGUCAAUCGUACGCAUUAUCUUCGCUAUGAGUCGACUAAAGCAGAUAAUGCUACAACGCAGGUAAAAGUGCGCCAUACUCCGUCAUUCGCAGCAUUGACAACAAAAAUGUUUCCGCAAAAUCUACUGCUGAUAUUGCUCUUCUGCGUCCUUUACUGUCACUGCUACGUGCAAAUAAUCGAAGAGGAGAUCACAGCAACACAAAAUAUAACAAAAACUGCAAUGAACGACGCGGAGAUCCUAUCGACUGUCAUGGUUUGCAAUAUGUUCUUCGUCAUGAUUGUACUAGUUCCGACAAUGCUAUAUUAUAGGUACUACUCUAAGGAAAAGAAUGAUGAAUGAUGGCCAACCAAUCGAAAUAUCGUCAAUAUUGGUGAUAUUGUAGACUGCAAUUAUCUUUCACACCAGUUAAAUUGAAUUAUUAAAUAGAUAUAUAUAUAUAAGUAUUGUCACAUAUCAAGAUGGAAAAAGAAUUGAAAAUGUAAUGAAAAUCAAUCUUUUCAUCACAAAAUUGCCGCAUGCCGCCGUUAAUCCGCAUAUUCAUUCAAUAAAUAUGCAUGAAUUAACAGCGGUGUUCGCGUAAAUUAGUAUGAAUUUGAUAAUUAAUCUGUCAAUCUGGUUUUAUAACUCGUUGUUAACGAAACCGCGCGAACAGACUGCUCUGCUAAAUUUCGAUUCGAUCAAAAUGCAAAAUACAACGAGGGCGAUGCAUUUUGUACGGUAAACUCGCACGAAGUGAUUAAUGGAUUAUUUUUAUAAUAUGUUUAAUGUGUACAUAUACAACAUUGUCUGCUAAUCAGUUACAUAUAUCGACAAUAUUUAAUAUAAUUUUCUUAGUGUUAACAUUUUAUCAAUGACAAAAUUAUAGUUAAAAUAUAAAAAUUAAAAUAAAAUAUCAAAAUUAUAUAGUUAAUAUUUAUGUGUGUAUAAUUUUUUCUUUGUUUAUAAAACAUUGUUUAAUAU